AAAAUGGCUUUAUUCAACUCAGCUGAAACAAAAUAGAAAACUACUAUUCCCCAUGAAAAGGGCUAGUACAAGAUGUGAUUCCAAUAUAUGCCACGGGAGGAGACUCGACAUGUCCAUUUCAACUGUCAAAUAAAAACACAGAGUGCUCAUAUUUCCAACUUGUGUUUCUGUCCUUACUUAUACAGACCUGAACAAAAAGACAACCAUUUCAGCAGAGUCCCUCACCACAUCUCUAUCCAAAUUCCAAAGCUUCUCUCUCUUUAGUGGUGUCAAAGUCUUGAAAUAGCUCUAAAAAACUAGUACUAUAACUCACUCUAUAUUCCCAAGUUCUUGAUUUAUGUUUGUCAAAAGAUUUUUUUAGCAGUUCUUGGACUUGGGGGUUGAAAAGUUUGCAUUUUUAGCAGUUCUUGGUUAGUGGGGGUUGAAAAGUUUGCAUAUUUAGCAGUUCUUGAUUUGUGGGGGGUUGAGAAAUUUGCAUUUUUAUCAGUUGUUGGUGGAAAAAAAUGGCAGAAGAAGAGGGGUGGGGGUGGCCACCAUCACCAAGUGGUUCACCAAUGUACUUAACAAAAGAUGAUCAUUGGACUCAUUUUGACAACUCAGUGAAUGCUGUUUCUUUUGGUUUUGUUGCUACUGCUAUUCUCAUCUCUAUGUUCCUUGUUAUGGCUAUCUUUGAGAGGUUCCUUAGACCACCCUCCCCACCUGAUCUGACUCCCUCCAGUCACCGCCGUCAUGCUGACGUGGAGUCUCAGUUAAGGUUCAACCCUAAACUUGACUAUCCUACUCCCAAAGUUUCUACAAGUGCCAAAGAAGUUUCAGUGUUGAUGCCAGGAAAUGACAUGCCAACUUUUAUUGCUCAUCCUGCUCCUGUACCUUGUCAACCGGAACGCAAUCCAUGGCCUUCCCAUCAGCAAAGUCCUUUACCCUGUGUCACGAACUCCAACCCAAACAUGUCGUCCUAGCUCUUCUCAACUUGAUGUUGUGCAAACAUUGGAAAUGCCAGUUUCUACGGAACUAUAAAGGGUAACUGAGCAUAUAUUUUGAGUUCCCCGGUUGGGAUUUUGGUUUAUGUAUAUAGAAUUUAGACAUUGAUUUCUCAGCUGGUUAUCAAUUUUUUGUACCCAAAGCUUCAGAAAGAAAUAGCUAACGAAGUUUUUAGCU
Lycium ferocissimum is the source of this 1158-nucleotide messenger RNA. RefSeq lists its product as uncharacterized. The transcript has 2 exons. The coding region runs from base 504 to 959 and encodes 151 amino acids. The record is from RefSeq and is a predicted model, not a curated record. NCBI's taxonomy places the organism in Eukaryota, Viridiplantae, Streptophyta, Magnoliopsida, Solanales, Solanaceae.